CGCGUUAUUUGCACCGUCUGCUGGCCCGUUGUGUGCAGUGAGUGAGAGCCAUUAGUUGGCGGUACAACGCGUUAAAGAAUGUCUGAAAAAAAAACACAAUACCAAAAUUAACGUACUAAAACUAAUAAAAUUUCAAUAAAAAAGUUGCAACUUACAAAAAUUGAAAUGAAAUUUAUAUCAACUAAAGAAUAAAAAUUAAGUGCAAUAUUAGCAAGUGUGUGAAACCGUUUAAAACAAUAACUGAAAGUGCUAAAAAUACUCAAAAGUUAACUCCACAAGGCAUAACAUAAACGCGCCCUUAAAUGAUUAUGCAUGGUACCUGGUAUAAGGGACCACAAUUGGCUCAUACACACCACACCUCGACCACAACAACCAGCGUUCCAGCAUCCAGCACAGGCGAAUACCACCAAUUCCGUUCGUAUCCCUCAUUUGUUGUCACACCAUAUCACGAAUCGACGGCACCGUUUGAGAAAUCCUUUCCCAGUGCAGCUGCAACACCAUCUCUGCUGGUCGACAGCAGUGGUGUCUUCAAUGGCAACAGUAGCGGCGGCGUCGGCGGCGGCAUCAUAGCCAAUCAUUUGACUGUCUUAAGUCCGACCAUUAAAAUCGAACAGAACUAUGGCGAACAAUUGAGUGGAGUGGAGGAUUAUGCAUUGAAUUUGGUCGAUUGUUCUGAGGGCGAAAGUGGACAUUUUAAGAAGCCUGCAAAUUAUAUUUGGUCAAGUGUAAAUUCCGAAAGUGAAUCAAAUAACAAUACCACCACCACCACCACAAUUCCGGGUGAAUCAUCAUCGUCAUCUACAAGCGUAUCAACAACAACUCAAAUACCAAUUACCCAUACCCCAUUGGGGGCUAAUGGUGCUACACCACCCACACCACCGCCCGAUACACAAUUGUCUUUGGAACAAAGUGUCAAAUCACAAACGUAUCACAAUCAUCACUUGAAACCCUUGGAAGACGUACAACUGAUACAAAUACCCUCAACGGAGGAGGUUGAAGAGGAGUUGCAAGAACCACGACGUUCCAACUCAAAUAGAGCAGCAGCAGCAGCAACCCAUAACAGCCUUUCACAUAAGUCAAACAAAUCCAAGCAUUCGACAUUGUCUUCGUUGGAAAUUCAUCACGGCCACUCGAAUCAUUUGAAUAGUCAUACCCAUCCUCACUCGCAUUCGCAUUCGCAUCCGCAUCAUCUUCAUUCCACACACACUCUAGGUGGCAGCAACAGCGGUGGUAAUAGUAACACCGGAACCAUGCCCAUAGGCGGUGUGCAGGGCCAGAACCCAACACAGGGUCUGGUGCAUUGGAUGAGUGCAGUGAUGGCCGAACAUAUGACAGGACAGACACAUCAUGACCCAACAGCGGUGGGCAUGCAUUACAUGUGGAAUGGCAAUGUGGAUCACUAUGGACAACAUAACAAGGAAAUCGGAGAUCAUAACUUUUGGCCCCCAACACCACCUACCACAGCUUCAGCUGCCGUAAAAACAAAAAUGAAUGAUCACCAUAAUAAUCUACAAAAAGGUCAUUUCAUUGAUGACAAUCGUUUGGACCAUCAUGCGGUUACACCACAAGGUGGCAGUGUCCUGGGCUCAGCGGGUGGUGGUCAUCAUGGAAAUCACGUGGGCCAUCAUGGUUCGGCGGCAUCUGCCCUUCUUGUUGUUCCUCAGCCCAUUAAUGCAACAAAAAUUGGCGCCUCCCUGGGCGGAGGUGCUGGUGGUACCGGUCGUAAAUAUCAAUGCAAAAUGUGUCCUCAGAUCUUCACAUCCAAAGCCGAUCUGCAGCUACACACUCAAAUGCAUAUGCGUGAGUCGAAGCCCUACAAAUGUACUCAGUGCUCCAAAGCUUUUGCCAACUCUUCGUAUCUCUCGCAACAUACGCGAAUACAUCUGGGCAUCAAACCGUAUCGCUGUGAGAUAUGCCAACGCAAAUUCACCCAACUGUCACAUCUGCAGCAACACAUACGCACCCAUACGGGUGACAAGCCCUACAAGUGUCGACAUCCCGGCUGCCAGAAGGCCUUCUCGCAGCUGUCCAACCUACAAUCACACUCGCGUUGCCACCAAACCGAUAAACCUUUCAAAUGUAAUUCGUGCUACAAAUGUUUCUCCGAUGAGCCCUCGCUAUUGGAUCACAUACCCAAGCACAAGGAGUCGAAACAUCUGAAGACACACAUCUGUCAGUAUUGUGGCAAAUCAUAUACCCAGGAGACAUAUCUGAAUAAGCAUAUGCAAAAGCAUGCAGAGCGCACCGACAAAAGGCCGCCUAUUUUGGUGACAAAUGCGGGCAAUAAUCCCACUGGUGGUGGCACCGGCGCAGGAGGAGGUGGAGGAGCGGCAGCCGCCGCUGUAGUUGCCGCAGCAGCAGCAAGCACAGGUAAUAGUGUAGGAGCAACGGCUGUUGGCGGAGGAGCAGGAGGUGCUGGACAAACAACAGGCGUUGUUGCUGGCCUACACAAUCAACACAACCGCAAUAAUUUGCCCUUGCCACCGGUUACAAUAGCGCCCACCGAUAAUUCGUAUUGGCCCAAAGUCAGUCCUGACUCGGCGGCCAAUAUGAAUGAUGUCAUGCAUCAACAGCAGCAGCAGCAGCAGUCGCAGCAACAUCACAACCAACACCCACAUCAGCAACAGCAACAACAACAGCAUCACAAUGGACAACAACCUACACCGCAACAGCAGCACCAUACGCAACAACAGCCAAAUCCGCAACAGCAACAACAACCUCCCACACAGCAACAAGGCCACAUGGACUAUGGCAACCAUCAGCAGGGCGGCAAUGCUGGCCAAUCCAAUAAUCCCCACAAUGAUCUGCAAAAUCAUCAUCGCAUGAAUGACAAUGGACGAGAGGAUAUCGUUUCCACACCAUCCACCGUUGGACCCUAUGACGCUUCGAGCAUUACCAAAACCACCACAAAUUCAGCAUUUACACCCAUCAACUCAAUGCCUCCGCACUUGAAUACCCUAUCGCAUCAUGCCAUGGCCCAGCGUCCGUAUUUGUACGAUGCCAUCAGUUUUCAAAAUAAAAAUGUCAAUCAAAACAAUGCCUCAAAUGCAUUCCCCAAUCAAUUGAUAUCGCUGCAUCAGAUACGCAACUAUGCCCAUCAACCGGCUGGCCUAACGAUGGCCGGCGAACAUCUGUUGGGUGUGAGUGUGGGACCGGGCAAAGAUAAGGGAUAGCUAUAUUUUUAAAAUGUGUAAGUUAUUAACGCUACAAUUAUUUAUAGAAUAAUAUUUAAAUUAUUAUUAUAGAGAGCUUUCUUUUUUUUCUCAAUAUGUAGAGUAUUAUAGAUUUUGUUUAAUUUAAUUUUAUCUCUUUUUAAUUACUAUGCCAAUUUUAUUGUUUUUGUUCAUUAAGGCCGAGUAUUAAACAACUAA
Stomoxys calcitrans (stable fly) is the source of this 3371-nucleotide messenger RNA. RefSeq names its product zinc finger protein rotund. Lineage: Eukaryota; Metazoa; Arthropoda; Insecta; Diptera; Muscidae. Gene Ontology annotation, cellular component: nucleus. The record is from RefSeq and is a predicted model, not a curated record. Bases 303 to 3173 code for a protein of 956 amino acids. Gene Ontology annotation, biological process: central nervous system development; regulation of transcription by RNA polymerase II. The transcript is spliced from 10 exons. Gene Ontology annotation, molecular function: RNA polymerase II cis-regulatory region sequence-specific DNA binding; DNA-binding transcription factor activity, RNA polymerase II-specific.